AGAGCUGUCAAUCAACAUAACCUCACUUGAACUCGCGUGAAGAAAAAUUUUCUUCUCUGUGUUUUUUCGCAUUUCCCAGGAAAAAAGAUGAUAAUCAGGCAAGUUUUGAGUAAGAAUCUUCUCAGAGUGAAUUAUCAUGUGGGAAAAACAGCCGGAAGAUUCUUCUCCAAGGACUCAGGAGAUAGCUCCUCUUCAGACUCUGAUGACGAGGCCAAGAAGCCUUCAGUGUCAAAUGAUAGACUGAAUGAACUUCUAGCAAGUAUGAAAGUGUCUGGAAAGUCCUUCGAAGUGACGCCCAAGAGUCUGAGGCAGCGCCAAGAGACCAAAAAGCCUCCAAUUGAAGAGGCACCGACUCUUGAGCGCGUUACCAAGAAUGUGGCAGAAUCUUUGGGAGGAGAUGCUCGACAAACGGAGUCCGAGUUGCUGCGAAAGCUCCUGGACAUUUCCAAUCAAGCCAGCGAGGCAAAAAUCAAAACGGAAGGAGCAGAAGACGGUUCGAAGCUCAAUGAUAUAAUUGUGGGCAUGAAGAUCGAGAGGACGAAGAAAUCUCCCGAGAGCACUGUCAGUGAGCAAUUUGUGAGGAGGUCAGGAAAGAAAACUGAGAGAGUCAUCAAGGAAAGAGUGGCACCAGUGAAGCCUGUGGACGUGAAACACGACAGAAUAAAUUUGUGGAGCGCUCAGCCACUGAAUAUCUUCACCAAGGAUGUCAAGGAAUCCGCAGAUCCUCUGGAAAUCUGGACUCUUCUGCAGAAUCGCGAACUUCAGGCCACUUUCGAUACUCCGCCGAGGAAUUACUUCGAGAAGAUGCAGCGCUGGACCACCGAGGGCAAAGUCUGGCGCUUCCCCAUUGACAACGAACAGGGCCUGGAGGAGGAAGCGAAGGUGUACUUCGCCGAUCAUGUGUUCCUGGAGCCCCAUUUGGAGCCGUGGUGCCCGAAAACCGGCCCUGUGAGGCACUUUAUGGAGUUGGUGUGCGUCGGUCUGUCCAAGAAUCCCUACAUAACGAUCCAGGAGAAACAAGCGCACAUUGCCUGGUUCCAACAGUACUUCGAGGGCAAAAAGGAACUCCUCAAAGAGAUCAUCAUACAGGAAGGGAAGGAGAAACAGGCAAUCGAGAGAAAAGCUGAGUAGAAAUUCAGCGUAAAGCGUCGAUUAGUGGAAUAAAAGUUGUAAUAGAACUCACCUCGU
Phlebotomus argentipes is the source of this 1188-nucleotide messenger RNA. RefSeq names its product small ribosomal subunit protein mS31 (gene mRpS31). Bases 88 to 1131 code for a protein of 347 amino acids. NCBI's taxonomy places the organism in Eukaryota, Metazoa, Arthropoda, Insecta, Diptera, Psychodidae. The record is from RefSeq and is a predicted model, not a curated record. Gene Ontology annotation, molecular function: structural constituent of ribosome. Gene Ontology annotation, cellular component: mitochondrial small ribosomal subunit. The transcript has 3 exons.